ACAGAUAAUUAUUCUAUGACAGUUCAAGUUUAUUGCAUGCUUGGAAUUAAAAAUUAUUGUUGUUCAAGAUUGUAAAUAGCCGUGAACCAAGCUUGAUGCUAAUUUAUAUGAUACUUUUUGAUUCUAUAUAACGUGCUACUAAAAUAGUGUACGAGAGUCUAGAAACGAAUAAAUUUAAGACGUGAAGAAUGGCUUUAGCUCUUCAAAGGAGAGCCAAUGUACGACUUCCUCCGGAAGUUAAUAGAAUACUUUAUAUUAGAAAUCUUCCAUAUAAAAUAUCUGCUGAAGAAAUGUAUGAUAUAUUUGGAAAAUAUGGAGCUAUAAGACAAAUAAGAGUGGGUAACACACCAGAAUCAAGAGGGACAGCAUUUGUUGUCUAUGAAGACAUAUUUGAUGCAAAAAAUGCAUGUGACCAUUUAUCUGGGUUUAAUGUAUGUAAUAGAUAUUUGGUUGUCUUAUACUACAGAUCUAAUAAAGCAUUCAAGGGUAUGGAUAUUGAUAAGAAACAAGAGGAAAUCGAUACACUGAAAAAGAAGUAUGGAAUAUCUUCAGAAGAUUUAAGAAAAUAAUUAAUUGUAAAAUAUAAGAAUAUAAAUUAAGGUUUA
This is a messenger RNA of Pieris rapae (cabbage white), 605 nucleotides long. RefSeq names its product splicing factor 3B subunit 6 (gene Sf3b6). Bases 189 to 569 code for a protein of 126 amino acids. The transcript has 3 exons. NCBI's taxonomy places the organism in Eukaryota, Metazoa, Arthropoda, Insecta, Lepidoptera, Pieridae. Gene Ontology annotation, cellular component: ribonucleoprotein complex; nucleus; cytoplasm. Gene Ontology annotation, molecular function: mRNA binding. The record is from RefSeq and is a predicted model, not a curated record.